Messenger RNA from Lentinula edodes (shiitake mushroom), 837 nucleotides. RefSeq lists its product as uncharacterized. Lineage: Eukaryota; Fungi; Basidiomycota; Agaricomycetes; Agaricales; Omphalotaceae. The coding region runs from base 170 to 631 and encodes 153 amino acids. The record is from RefSeq and is a predicted model, not a curated record. The transcript is spliced from 6 exons.
AGGGGUUUUAUAGAGAUUUCAAGUUGCGGGAAACAGCAUUAACAGCACCAAUUUAGGGUUCACACCGAAAUCCCUUUUCCACGCUGCAAGUGGUUUGUUGGUUCUUCUUUUCUUUCUGCUCUCUUCAUCUCCCUUUGAAAACACCAUCUUUUUUCUUUACCUCAAAACAAUGCCCUGCUAUCGUUCCGACCGACACACAAGGCGAUUUCAUCCGUACUCUCGACCCCAGAAGUUGCCUGAAAACGAUGUCAGAUUUGGAAAAACCUCGAUUCAUCGCUUGGCUUUUCUUCGAAUUCUCAUUUCUAGGUGGCUGAUCUCUUCGCCAAUGAUUGACGACCGUAACGCUAGCACCAGUCUCAAAAUAUUGUAUCAUCGGAAAUAUCUUGAAUAUUUGCACAAUCUUUACCAUCUACCGCUUUCCUUUUCUUGGGUGAUCUUAUUUUGCCUAGUUUUGAUUUGGCUUGCUCGGGGCGACGACAUUCGCUGGCCUACACUCAUUUUGACAUUUUUCUACGUAUUCAUGUUCAACGCGAAGAAAUUUUUGGACUUUCCACGAAAGGUUGGGCAGUUAGAAUCUGUCUCAACUACGCAACUUCGUAAAUCAAUGCGCGUACUUGUUGACCUUGGUUGACUCAUAUAUCAUACGUCCUCUUGUGUAGAGCGUUGCGCCUAUUGUACCCACUGCUAUUCACCUGCUAUCUGCUAGGCUUACGCUAUGUAGCUAUGUUUUGUUUACUACAUGUACAGCUACACCACAUAUAUCCAUUGUACAUCCAUCUUUGACUCUCAAGCCUCGCAUGAAGCUUCGGUUGUCCUACCUAUCGGGCGUCCAAUGAC